This is a messenger RNA of Nomia melanderi (Alkali bee), 4715 nucleotides long. The record is from RefSeq and is a predicted model, not a curated record. NCBI's taxonomy places the organism in Eukaryota, Metazoa, Arthropoda, Insecta, Hymenoptera, Halictidae.
GUACAUGAGAUUAGGGAUAACUUCACAUUACUGUGAGCUAUAACGGCGCGUACAAGCUCCGAAGAAUGUUCUUAGUUUACGAUAUUUAAAGUCAUUUCAUAAUAAGAAAAUACAGAUUUUUAUCGUAGAUUGUUAUGCAUUUCUAUUAAUCUUCAAAUCCUAUUGCGAAAUGCAGUUUGUGUUUUACGCGAUUUCAAUUCCAACACAAUUGAUCAAUCUCUUUGUGAAUGAUAAAGCGAGUUAUUCAUACUAAUCUGAAGUGAGUAGAAUUUAUUUAGUGUGCGCGCGUUAUAUUUACAAAAAAGGAAGUAGAACUUUAGCAAUUCGUGAACAGUGGCAAGUGGGUAGAAGAAUAUGUAUUGAAAGAAAACGACGGAGAUAAGAUCUAUGAAAAAGAUUCACGUGGGGGACCUGUUCAGGAUUCGAACUCGGAUAUCGUCUCUACAAAGCAAAGGUGCUAUAUAGAGCGCCAUCAAGCCCCACUGUUCUCUCUUAUUUUUCCGGGUCUUUUCUCUGGCUGGAUUCGCCUAUAGGAGGCGCUCUCAAUAAUCAGUGCGAAGAAGAGCGUACAAGUGAAACGAUGUUGUAACUAACGGCCAAAAUGGAAGAGCAAAGCGUUUACAGCAGUAUCAGUGAUAUAAAUAGUGAAGAGGCAGUUAGAAGUGAACCUGUGAUUAUUCCACGUAAAAAACGAAUAUGCUUAAUUAGUGCAGCUGGAGAUGAUCCUGCGCUUGGUGCUGCUGCUCAGCAGUUUAGUGUACCUGUCCUUAAAUCAGAAAAUGGUUUAGAAUAUGUAGAAGAUACAACGUAUUGUACUUAUUUUAUAUUAAAACAGUUUGAGGGACCUGAAUACGAUGCUCUUCAUAAAAGUGCUCAUAGAAUAUUGGGACCGACGGCUCUUCUGCAAUUAGCAGAAAGAAAGGACUCACUACCUAGUAUUAACAGACCUAUGUAUACACAAGCUAUGGUAGGCACAGUGGUAGUAUUUACUGGAUUUAGGAAAAAGGAUGAAUUGACCAAAUUAAUUAACAUGAUUCAUAAUAUGGGUGGAAGUAUUAGAAAAGAAAUGGGUGCAAAAGUGACGCAUCUCAUUGCUAAUUGUUGCGGUGGAGAUAAGUAUAGAUAUGCUGUCACAUUUAGGGUACCGGUAAUGUCAAUGGAUUGGGUGACAGCUUUAUGGAAUGCCAAAGACGAUAUUUCCAGUUAUGGAAACAAUGAAGAACUGAUUACAACUUACAAGUUGAAACCAUUUUUUGGAGCGAAAGUAUGUUUUUUUGGUUUCCCCGAAGGAGAGAAACAUCAUAUGUGUGAAGUUUUACAACAACAAGGUGGUGAAUCUACAGAAAUUGAUGAUCCGAAUUGUACACAUGUGGUAACAGAUAUAGGAAAUGGCGAAUACAAGAAAUGCAACAAUGCUUUUGACACGCUACCAUACACUAAAAAUCUUAAUUAUGUUCCACAACGCUACACAAUAACAAAACCAUUUCCCUUCACUUUUUACAAUCCAUAUACCAAUACUAUUCCAAAUUCAAAAACAGUGAAUUUAUCCCAUUCUUGCAAUAUUAAUUGCACAAAAAUGCCAAAACAGUUAAAUACUAUGUAUUUCUCGCACAGUUUAUGUUCUUCUCUGCUACAAUAUCUAGAAUGCAAAGAAAAUAAAUUUAAUCACUCUAAUUCAGACAAUAUUAGUCAAGAUUCAGCUAUUUUUAUGGAUGAUAAUUUAUACGAUUGCCCACAUUUACCAGAUGAGUCUUAUAUGUCUGAAGUAUCUAUACCACGAACUGAUUCAGGCAUUGAUAUGUCUACAACAAAGUAUCCUUGUAAUUUAACGCGAACAAACAGUUUAGCUGUACCAGGGCAAAUUAAUUCCCCCGUAACAUCUACUAUGUUGGAUAUAUAUUCAACAUUUUCAUCUUCAUUAGCUAAUAAUGAGAAAAAGGUAGGGAAUAAUAUAUCUGAUGUUGUUUCAAAUGAAAAUAUUGAUAAUGAAAAUGUAUACACUAAGUCAAAGUCACAUUUUAAGUCUUCUACACUAUGUAAAAAGAGACUUCCUCAACAUGUAAACAGACACUGUUUUAAUACUGAAGCUCGUUUGUUGAAAUCUUGCAAAAAUACACAGUGCUCGCAAAGUUCUUUCUUUCUCAAUAGGAAAAUUAUAACUCCUAGGCGAUAUAUUAAGUGGCGAAAAACAAAGUCUUGCAUUGCGAUUCAUAAAAUUAAUUCUCCAGACAAAUUUAAGUUUAAAAAAAUUUAUUCUCAUCCUAAUUUAUUGAAACGAUUUGACACAGAAUUUAAUGAUUCUCGGUUGCAUGAUCAUCUUAUGCCAGAAACGAAAAAAAGAAGCUUUUUGAGUACAUGUAAAUUGAGUUCAUCCAUGUUGUCGAAGCUUAGUCAUAUAAAUUUAUGUCCAAUAUUUAAACAGUAUGUACUUGCUAGUCCAUCUCAACAAAUUCCAGAAACUCAUCUAAGACAGAAGUACACUCCUUUACCUAGUCCUCUCCCUGUACCUGCAAAGGUAGCAAAGCUAUCGGAUACCGAAUGUGGCUUAAGAAGUGCGUUUACAUCGUUCGGAAAAUUUUCAAAUCUUCCUUCUAAAUCUUAUACUUCAAAAGAUGAUUAUAUGACACAUGAGAAAAUGGAGGACAAACAAUUAUUUUCGGUUGUGGAUGAAUCAAAUGUAAAUACAUUACCGGAUUUGGCUUCUGUAAGAGCUCAUAUUGUGAAAGCCGAGUGGUUUUGGACAUCCGUGCAAAAUGAGGGUGCAGCUGAUGAAAAAGAGUAUUUAUUUGAAGAUUAUUUGGAAUCUGUUCUAUCGCCAACGAUAUCAUCUAGACGUGAUAGUCAACAAACAACUACUCCGAGUACAGCUUCUACAAGACGAAAACGUAAACGCUUAGCGGAAACUUUAUCCAGUUUGGUUCAAAACGGUGCAGAUUCACCAGCUUUGCACAAAAGGCGGUCCAGCAUCAGUGAUGCAGGAUUUUUGAGUGUCAGUGGAAGUUUUCUCGAUUGUACAGCAAGUCCAGAUAAGCCAUUGCUCGAUGAUAUUCCAGAAGUGGAAGCUGUGAAUACGGACAGUUCUAGGAAAAAUUUAUCACCGCGUCAUCAGGUUUUCUUAGAAUUAGUGCAAACUGAAUCGAAUUAUGUUGGCAUUCUCAGUACUAUUAUGACAUUGUUUAAAUCACCAUUGGAAGAUCUUAUAGAUACAAGUGACGAGCUACUGAACGGUACAGAAGCUAAAAUUAUAUUUGGUAAUUUUCCACCCAUUUAUGAAGUUCAUAAAAAAAUGUUAGAAGAAUUAAGAUACAGUGCAACACAUUGGAUGGAGGAUAUUAGUAUAGGCAAUAUAUUUCUAAAGUAUGCACCAGACCUAGUCAAGGCGUAUCCAUCGUACGUUAACUUCUUCGAAAAUACAAAGGAAAUGCUCGACCAAUGCGAUCAAAAUAAAUCACGAUUUCAUGCCUUUCUGAAGGUUUGUCAGACAAAACCUGAAUGCGGUCGACAAAGCUUGAAGGAGCUAUUAAUUAAACCAGUACAAAGGUUACCCAGUAUUAGUUUAUUAUUAAAUGAUAUCCUUAAACAUACGAGUAAAAAUAAUCCAGAUUAUAGCGCAUUGGAAUUGUCAAUUAGCAGUAUUAAGGAAGUCAUGACAUACAUAAACGAAGAUAAAAGAAAAACUGAGGGACAAUUAGUUAUGUUUGAUAUUUUCAAUGAGAUUGAUAACUGUCCACCGCAUUUAGUUUCUUCACAUCGAUCAUUUAUUGGUAAAUGCGAUGUGAUGGAACUUAGCGAAGGUUUGAGCGGGCGUGGUGAUCAUUUAGUUUUGUUCCUGUUUACCGAUACACUCGAAAUAUGUAAGAAAAGAUCAAAAGCCUUUAAUUCAUUAAAAAGUCCUAAUACAGCGAAUGGAUUGCAUACAACAAAAUUAAGUCAAGGGAAACCGUAUAAACAUAUUAAAAUGUUAUCACUUAGUACGAUAAAAAAAGUUGUGGAUAUACGAGAAACUGACGAAUGCCAUAAAGUAUUUGCUCUAAUGGUGAGAAGUAAUCAGGAAUUAAAAGAGAAAUUAUUUUCAUUUACAAUUACCGAUGAAGAAGUAAAUAAAACGAAUUAUUUACGAACUUUGUGCAGGCAAAUGGCUAAUACAGUCUGUAAAGCUGAUGCGGACACGUUCCUCAUAAGUCUUGAUUCGCAUCAACUUGAAAUUGACACAAGUGAUGUAGCAUUAGGAACUUUAAGUAAAGCAUUUAAGAGCCUAUUUCAUAAUUUUUACCUGGAGUAUAUGGACCCGUAUGUGUUCCUACUCAAUAGCAUGUGUGAAACCACGUUACAUGUCCCACUACCGUUUGCGUCUCGUACAAGGAUGAAAGUCGGCAGAGCGUUUAGUUUUAACAAAACCCCAAGCAAACUGAAAAGAGCGAUGUCAACAAUGAUGUCACCAUUUGGAUCAACCAAUAGUCUUACACCCGCAAGUCAACAACUUGCACAGAUGCGGCUUGCUAGUUGCAACAAUAUUAACGAAUGUGACGUCACGCAGUGUUUCGACUGGAUCAAAAUACUUCGCGUCACAAAUUAGAUAGAAAAUUCUAUAUUUAUCUUGUUAAUGAAUAAAGCAAUAUCUUUAGAUUGGAUUCUACAAGUGUUGAAAAUGUAUAUUUUUACAAAGUUAACUUUGCUUUUAUAGAGGCAUUUAUACCAAUAGUUAUUUUCGUUCU